Messenger RNA from Pectinophora gossypiella (pink bollworm), 1802 nucleotides. RefSeq lists its product as uncharacterized. The transcript is spliced from 2 exons. The coding region runs from base 7 to 1215 and encodes 402 amino acids. The record is from RefSeq and is a predicted model, not a curated record. NCBI's taxonomy places the organism in Eukaryota, Metazoa, Arthropoda, Insecta, Lepidoptera, Gelechiidae.
GAAAAAAUGGUAUCUAACAGGAACAUCAUUCAUAAUAGAUACAUUUUCCAUUGCAAAAAUCAAGACGAAGAAUCAUUUGACAUAUACUUUGCAGAAAUCUCAAAAUUGGUACAACAGUGUGAGUACAGAGAUAAGGAAAUGACAGAGGAAAUGCUAAGAGAUAAAAUAGUUUUUGGUGUAAAAAAUAUAAAAGUCAAAAAAGAGUUAUUGAGGAGAGAAAACCUGACAUUACAUGAGGCAGUAAAUAUCUGCAAAGCUUCAGAAGCAACAGAAAAACAAUUGAAGACAUUUUCAAAUGGUGAAUCAUUAGUUAGGAAAAUUAAAGACAAAGAAGAGUCAAAUUCAGAGAAGAAAAAGAAGAAGAAGAAAUGUAAGUUUUGUGGCAAUAUACAUGAAUUUAUAAAAGGAGCUUGCCCGGCAUGGGGCAAAUUAUGUUCAAUCUGCAAUGGCAGAAACCAUACAGAGAAAGUUUGCAAAAAGAAAAUCAAAGAAAUAAAAAAGAGUCCCCAGCAGGCACCAACGCAGCCAUCUUCUUCAUCUGAUGCUGACUCUGACUGUGAAGAUAACAUUAUUAUUAAUAAAAUCACCAAUGAUCAACAGAAAAAUCUGGCAGAGUGUUCUUUGAAGUUCAAAUCUGAUGUCACUUCCAGGUGGAUAGAUAUUACAUGCUUGUUAGAUACUGCAGCCGAUGAGUGCCUUAUAGGUUAUAAAAACUUAAAAAAAAUGUUUAGUGAAAGUUUUAUAAACAAAAAUCUUAAGCCGUCCAGGAAAUGCCUGUAUAGCUUUGGUGGCCAUAAUAUUUUCAUCCAUGGCCAAAUAGACAUAUGGUUGAAGGUUACUCGGGGCUCUAAAUCAAGUAGGUAUAAAGUUACUUUUCAGGUAGUACACACACCUCAUAUUCCAUUGUUGUCCUGCAAAGCUUGUGUGGAUAUGGGUUUGGUUAAAUUCUGUAAAGAAGUAAAGCAAAAUCACACUGAGACAGAUACAAUUCUUAUGAAAUAUGAAUCUGUAUUUGAGGGACAAGGAUGUUUUGAAGGAGAAAUAGACUUGGAGGUAGAUGCCAAUGUCAAACCUGUAAUUCAAAAACCUCGUCGCAUACCUGUCAGUCUCCGAAAGCCCCUGCAAAAAGAAUUAGCAAGAUUAGUAGAGGAAGGCAUAAUAGAGAAAGAAGACAUGCACACAGAUUGGAAAAUGGAAAACAACACAAAUAUUUAAUAACUGUGGAUCAUUAUUCAGAUUUUUUCGAAAUUGAUCGUAUGAAGGACAUGUCUGCUAAAACAGUUAUUGACAUAUGCAAAAGGAACUUUGCUCGCCAUGGAGUGCCUGAAAUAGUAAUAACAGAUGGAGGGACAAAUUUCGUCUGUCAAGAAUUCGAAGAUUUUGCACACAAAUGGGGAUUCUCUCAUAACACUUCUUCUCCUCAUCAUCCGCAAGGUAAUGGCAAAGCAGAGGCGACCGUAAAGAUUGCAAAGAAGCUACUGACCAAAACUACAGAAAAUAAAGAAGACUUUUGGUACGGCUUGCUAUGCUUGCGAAACACUCCUAAUAAACUCAAGACAAGUCCUGUACAAAGGCUUUUUUCUCGAAGAACAAGAGGGAAUAUCCCUAUGAUACCGGAACUGCUACAUCCAAAAAUCGUACCAAAUGUAGCCCGUGACAUUACCUUAAAUAGAGAAAGAACUAAAUCUACAUACGAUAAAAGGUCCAAGAAGGCUGUUUCCCUAAGAGUUGGCCAACCAGUUGCGGUGCAAAUUAAUCCUUCAAUGAAAGAAUGGUCCUUUGGAGUUGUUGAGGAUAUUAUC